AUGGCCCAAGCCAAGGCCACACUCCCAUGGUCACAUGCCUGUUGGCAUCUCCUCCGCAUAGCUCUCUCAUUCUCACUCAUCUUUUUGGACAAUACGAUUCUCAUCCUCGCUGCAUCGCUCGCUUAUCUUCGACUCAAUCCCCGCAGACCAAAGCGCAAUGUGCGCUUCUACCCCAAAACCAUCCUCAUCACGGGCAUCGGCACCACUCAUGGCCUAAAGCUCGCGAGAGCGUGGGCGGCGGAAGGCCACUGCGUGAUCGGGGCAGAUGUUACAGAUCUCGACUUACCCAUUCGGUCGGGGGGAAGCAUGUCGAAAACGCUGGUGGCAUUCUACCGCAUCCCGAAGGAUCACUACAUCUCGCGCUUACUGGAUGUUAUCCACCGCGAGAAAGUCGAUAUGUGGAUCCCUUGCUCACCCAAGGUGACCUCGAUUGAAGAUGCCACAGCCCGACAGAUGGUGGAAAGCCGCACGAGUUGUAAAUGCAUCACCUUCGACGAAAACCUGGCCAUUUGCUUUGCGAGCUCGGAGUCUUUCAUGAAGUUCGUGACGGACAGAGGCCUUCCCGUGCUGGAAUAUCACAGGGUCAACUCCCGCGACUCGGUGCAUAAGAUCUUGCAUCGCUCACCCUCCAAGUCGUAUCGGAUCUCGCGCGCGACCCCUACUGCGAAUGAUCGCGCCUUGCUCUUGCCGCGACGAACACUCAGCAAAACUUACACCUGCAUCAGUGAGAUCCAAAUCACACAAGAGAGACCAUGGAUCCUACAGCAGCAGUCCAGGCUUGGCGAGUUGUUCGCUGAUCUCUUGAUUGUUCGUGGGCAGAUCCAGGCCAUCAAAGUCCGUUUGUCGGAUGCCGAUCCCUCGUGGGGAUCUUCCCGCUUGGACCAGGCUCUAAGUGCUGCUGUUCAGACGCUGAUGCAGAGUUUGGCGACGAAAUGUGGUGUGCGUUCGACUGGUCAUUUGACCGUUAGGCUACUGAUCGACGAGGAGUUCGAUGCGCAUUCGGUCCGACACUCCAUCUACAUCGCUGGAUGUUCAUCUGGCGCGAAAGUGAUGGAGAACCUGUUAAGCGACGUCCCAUGCCCUGUCGCGGGCUAUCUCUCUGUGUUCCCCUCUAAUCCUGUCGAUACCGGUGCCAUCACCGCCACAUUGACCUCGACACCUCCCAAAACAUUCGCGGGAGCUGCCAUUCUCCCCGCUGCAUUCCUGCAGUUUUCCUUCCUGCACUUUGUGCUCACCCUUGUAGAAGUGGCAGGAUCCGAGCUGGUCCGCUUGUUGUUCUGGAAAGAUCCACAGUUCGCGCUUCUCGAUCCUCUUCCAUGGUGGUGGGAGGUGCAUGUUUAUCGACCUUUGCGAGAGGUCUGGAUGAUGGUGAAACAGACCCGGGAGGCCGGUCUGAAAGGAUACUGA
This is a messenger RNA of Penicillium olsonii, 1407 nucleotides long. NCBI's taxonomy places the organism in Eukaryota, Fungi, Ascomycota, Eurotiomycetes, Eurotiales, Aspergillaceae. The record is from the annotation of a GenBank genome assembly.